AUGUAUUCGGAGAGACUCUCUGGUGAAGAAUCUCUUCGCCAGGAUUUUGAAGCUUUGAGUGUGUCAAAGCGUCUGAUGAGAAGUGUUAGCCAGAAGUUGAGGAAGAAGAAUCAGAGACCUGGAGGAGAAGAGGAGGAUGAUGCCAGGGGAAUAUCUUUGAGGUGUCUUACUCUGUAUGGUAGGGGUGGGGGUUGCAAAGUAGGUGCUGACACAGGGGAUGAUUUUGGGGAUCCGAGUAACCGGAGGAGGUCAAGUGCCAGCGAUGAAGGCAAGGGAUACAGACCGAUAUGUGGUACCGAGGAAUCUGGAAUGGACUGCUUCUCGUAUGGGGCUUCCGCUAACCACUCUCAUGACUGCACGCCUUGUAUGCAAGAAAUGGAGACACUUGACUACUACUCCUCGGUUCCUGCAGAUGAGACGGGAAGGCUCACAUCAGAAUCCAUGGCUGUUUAUUUUGGUGCUGUUAAAGAUGGUUAUUGCUCUGGUGAGAUUUAUGCAUUGGAUGUGUCUCUAAACCAAUGGCAUGUGAUAGGUGCUGAUAUUCUAAAGGGGAGGUUCAUGUUUUCUGUUGCUAGUAUCCAAGAUGAUAUUUACAUUGUUGGUGGUUGCUCAAGCUUGAACAACUUUGGGAGGGUGGAUAGGAGCUCAUUUAAGACACACAAAGGGGUAAUGCUGUUCAGUCCCUUAACUAAAUCUUGGCGUAAAGUUUCACCUAUGAAGUAUGCAAGAUCAAUGCCUAUUUUAGGAGUUUCUGAGGUCACUUCAGAUUUUUCCACCAGUCAAAGUUAUCAAAAUCGCCAAGAUAGACGUAUUCCCAGAUCACGGUUAGGUGGAGUGUCAGAUGUUUAUGAAGAUCCUCACAGGCUUUCUCUUAGGCGUCAAUGCAGAUAUGCUGUUGAUGAAAAUGAGUCUUCAUUGUUGCCCAAUAGAAAGUCAUAUAAAUUUAUAAAGCAGAAAAGUGAUCACUCAUCCAUGAAGAGUCAUAGAAGGUUUGUGAUCAUUGCUGUAGGCGGUCUUGGAUCAUGGGAUGAGCCUUUAGAUUCUGGAGAAAUAUAUGAUUCUGUCUCUAAGAAAUGGACAGAAAUUCAAGGGUUGCCUGUGGACUUUGGGAUUGUUUGUUCUGGAGUUGUUUGUAAUGGGAUGUUUUAUGUUUAUUCCGAAAGUGAUAAGCUCGCAGGAUAUGACAUAGAAAGGGGUUUCUGGAUUGGAAUCCAAACCUCUCCUUUCCCACCCCGUGUCCAUGAAUAUUACCCAAAAUUAGUAUCUUGUAAUGGCCGGCUUUUCAUGCUUUCUGUCUUCUGGUGUGAAGGGGAUGGUCAGAUAGGCCGGAGAAACAAGGCUGUUAGAAAAGUAUGGGAGCUGGAUCUCAUGUACCUUAACUGGACUGAGGUCUCAGUGCAUCCUGAUGCUCCAAUGGACUGGAAUGCUGCGUUUGUAGCAGACGGGAACAUGAUAUUUGGCAUUGAGAUGUUCAAAAUAUUUGGUCAAGUAUUGGAUUUUUUUACUGUAUGUGAUGUGUCUGAUAUGGAGAUGAAAUGGAGUCAUAUCUCAAGGAACCAUGUAACUCAUGAACUGGAUGCUUCUUCGUGCUCGACUAAAUCAAUGGCUGUACUACAUCUGUAA
Molecule: messenger RNA, 1623 nt
Organism: Prunus armeniaca (apricot)
Lineage: Eukaryota; Viridiplantae; Streptophyta; Magnoliopsida; Rosales; Rosaceae
Source: the annotation of a GenBank genome assembly